AUGAAGAUUAUUAAUAGCCUUUUGGCAUGGAGUAUUUUACUCUUAACGGUGUUAUCGCAAGUUGUAGAUACUGAAGAUGCCGAAAGAAUAAUAUCGGAAUCGGGUCAUACUAAUAAUUGGGCAGUUUUAGUUUCGACAUCAAGAUUUUGGUUCAAUUAUAGACACAUUGCCAAUGUGCUCAGUCUUUACAGAACAGUCAAAAGAAUGGGUAUACCUGAUUCCCAAAUUAUAUUGAUGUUACCAGAUGAUAUUGCUUGUAAUCCUAGAAACGCUGCUCCAGGUACAGUUUUCAAUAAUAUGAAUCAAGCCAUCGAUUUGUACGGAGAUCUGAUUGAGGUAGAUUAUAGAGGGUAUGAAGUGACAGUGGAGAAUUUUAUAAGAUUAUUGACUGAUAGGUGGGAUGAAGAUCAUCCAAGAAGUAAAAGAUUAUUAACAGAUGAGAAUUCCAACAUCUUCAUAUAUAUGACAGGUCAUGGAGGAAAUGAAUUUUUGAAAUUUCAAGAUGCUGAAGAAAUAGGGUCUUAUGAUAUUGCUGAUGCUUUUGCUCAAAUGCAUGAAAUGAAACGUUAUAAUGAAAUCUUUUUCAUGAUAGAUACUUGCCAAGCUAAUACCAUGUAUCAAAGAUUUUAUUCUCCAAACAUUUUGGCGGUUGGAUCAUCAGAACUUGAUCAAUCAUCAUAUUCUCAUCAUUCAGAUUUAGAGAUUGGAGUAGCUGUCAUUGAUAGAUUCACCUAUUACACAUUGGAUUUCUUGGAAAAUGUAGAACCUAAUUCAACCACCACCAUCGAUAAAUUAUUCGAAGUUUACACUUUCGAUAAUAUCCACUCUACUCCAGGUUUUAGAACUGAUUUAUUCCAAAGGGAUAUUUCAACCGUCAAAUUAACAGAUUUUUUCGGUAACAUUCAAAAUUUGAUUGUUGAUGAAAUCGAAGACGAUAUUCUUUACGUUGCCAAUCAUGAUGAGAGUGGAAGACUCUUAGAACAGGUCGAAAACAAGACCAAUAAUGUUGCGAAAGUCUCCAAGAUUGAUUUUGAAAGUUAUACCAAAGAAAAUCAAGUCAAUUUGGUCAAAUUGAGUCCUGAACAAACCAAACUUAUUGGUUUCAUAUCAUUUAUAGCAAUCACUGGGUUAUGGAUCGUAGCAAAAUAA
Messenger RNA from Yamadazyma jaroonii, 1149 nucleotides. The record is from the annotation of a GenBank genome assembly. NCBI's taxonomy places the organism in Eukaryota, Fungi, Ascomycota, Pichiomycetes, Serinales, Debaryomycetaceae.